This is a messenger RNA of Sebastes umbrosus (honeycomb rockfish), 2020 nucleotides long. Its product is annotated as nucleolar transcription factor 1-B-like. NCBI's taxonomy places the organism in Eukaryota, Metazoa, Chordata, Actinopteri, Perciformes, Sebastidae. The record is from RefSeq and is a predicted model, not a curated record. Bases 331 to 1674 code for a protein of 447 amino acids. The transcript has 16 exons.
CAGCAAGGACCCGCCCACCGGAAAUGGAGGCAUUCUACACAUGUUGGCUGAUAAACACAAGUGAUGAAUGUGUGUUUCUGCAGCUCUGUGUGGUGUUUUUGUUCCCCUGAAGAACGCAACGGCAAUAACGAUAGUUAGUGAAUAUAUAUUUAUAUUUAGGGUAAAUAUUUCUAGCUCCUAGUUACUUUGCCAACAAUACAAAGCUUGCUAUCUUAGAAAAACUAGCUAAUGUUGUACAGUUUCUGGUAGUCACAUGGAUUGACCUCAAGUUCUGCAUCCAGCUACCAAAAGACUUCAUCACCUGGAAACACGUUUUAUUGGAAAUAAAAUAUGGCUGGAACUAAAACUGAGUGGACCAAGGCACACCUGCAGAAGCUUCUGGCUGCAUUGAAAACCAGCAUCCCAGAACAUGGCAGGAUGACCACAUAUCAGAAUGGACUGAAAAUUGUGGACUGGAAAGAGGUGGCUUUCCCCCCUUUCUCUCCUCAAGCAUGCCAAGAAAAGUUAGCACAGAUUUUGAGGAAGAUGCGAAAGAUUCGGUCCCUCACAGAGCUCAUCGUUGAAGCUGAAGAUGUAAUUUCCAAUGCUGGCCAGAAUAUUAAGAUCCAUCCAGAGCACCCGAAGAGACCCAGCCCUCCAAACGCCAUGUUUUAUGAGGAGAACUGUGUCGAGUAUCAAAAGAAGCACCCAGAUAUGAGCCAGGAAAAGCUGUUCAAGCGCCUAACCAAGAAGUAUGAGGAGCUCCCAGAUGAAGAGAAGGCUCCAUAUGUGCAGAAAUUCGAGCUUGCAACAGAAGAAUACUCGAGAAGAAUGCAGGAGUUUUGUAAAAAAUAUAAAAAACCUCCCAAUCCUGAGACCAACCGGAAGAGAAAGCGGCUCUCUGCAGACACCCCAGAUCAGCGCGAACAGAGUUCUGGAGAUGAAAAGGACAUGCCUCACAAGCCUCCUGUAAGUGGCUUUCACAUAUUCUGCCAAGAGCUACGUAUGCCCACGAAUGUGAGUUCCCAAUAUUGGCAAGAUUUGACUGACACAAAGAAGGACGAGUACAACACACUCUGCAAAGAGUUGAAGAGACAGUAUCUGGUCAAGCUGAAAACACAUCUAAAUAAUUUUAAUACGGAGAAGCAGCAGCAGAUCCUAAAUAAGAAAAACAUGAGAAGAUUUCGAGCGCUUAAGGGCAAGGGAAGAACAGAAGAAGACGCACUUUCUGGUGAGCCCAAGAAGCCAUCUCGAUCUGGUAAUCAAUAUUUUAUAAAAAAUCAGAUGGUACUUCUUAAGGAGAAAUUCCCAGGCUCAAGGGAGCGCCUCGGAAAGGCCAGUCACAUGUGGCACAGUCUCUCCAAUAAGGAGAAGGAACGGUACAAAGAGGAAGCACGUGCAGGCUUAAGAAAAUACCGGAUUGAGCUGCAGAAGUGGUUAAAGACAUUGCCGGCAGCAGAGCGGGAAGCUUAUCAGAGACGUAACCCUAGUCAGAAAAAGGAAUACCGUGGUAACAAUGACACUGAAAGUCCUGACGGUGAAGACUCAUGUGAUGCCGUCUACAGACCAUCAGAUUCAGAAGAUGAAGACAUUGAGUACAGCAGCAGUGAUGAAGAAGAGAACGAUUCGGACCGUUGUGAGGUCGAGGAGGAAGAAGAAGAAGACAACGAUGCCUUCAUGUUCGAGCUGUAUUAGAAGGUGAUGAGAUGGACAGCAGAUUGUCAAAUUCAGAGCUGGACUCUGGAUAUGAGACGAUGGACAGUCACUCCAGUGGCUGACUUUAAUGCCACAUUGUAUGGUGGCCAUGUUGGCUAAAAGGUUGCCAUCAACACCAGUACUCCCUAUGUGUUGUGCCAGGGAAAAUGUACAGAUCUCAUAUUGUCUGAUUUUGUAUUGGGAUCAAAAUUAUGGGAUUAGCAAGUGUUUUUGUUUUGUGUGGAAAAACAAAAAAAUGUAGUGGUAUAAACCCUUGCACACGUUGUUUGUAAAUCCCAGAAAGAAUAUAUAUUUGCAAUAAACAUUAUUGAGGGUGGCUGCAUCA